AUGGAUAACUGUGAUUUAGAGAAGCUCUCUGUGGAUGGAGUCCAGCUGUGUCCUGAGUUCAGGCCUGAGGUCACUCUCUACACAGCGGCUGUUCCGAGCAGCGUACGCAGAGUCCGGCUCCACAUGACCACCAGCGACUGCGCAGCAUCCUGUAAAAUAUUAUCUGGUGACAGGACGGGCACAGUGCAGCUGGAGGAUGGUUUAAACCGAAUAGAUGUUGAGGUGAUAGCAGAGGACGGCACGGCCAAGACCUACAGCAUCCAGCUGACCAAACUGUCGGCCAGCGCGGCGAGACUGACCGAACUGACAGUAGAGGGACAUCAGCUUCAGCCCGGGUUUACUCCAGACCUGUAUGAGUACUGCUGCUCUGUGAGUUUUGACUGUCUCAGGGUUUCAGUGGGAGCCCAGGUUCCUGACCCCUGCAUGCAGAUCACAGUGAGGGAGGCCUGCAGCUCCGGCUCUGUGUCUUUAAAUGCUGGAGACACUCUGAUCCCUGUGCAGGUCACCUCACCAGAUGGCGCCAACUCACAGGUGUAUACAGUAAUGGUCACUCGGGAACAGAUUCCUGUAGCUGUCUCAUUCUGUGACGUGAGAGACCAGAUGGCGUUUGAAUGCCCUGUAUCUUUAAAUGCCCUCUAUAGGCCUGUGUCUAUUAAUCAGAGGUAGGGAAACAUUAUGUAAUGUAAGUAAACAAAAUACAAUAUGAUAACACACUCAAAUGCUUAAUAAAGCACUACUAUAAAAAACUGCAAGACUAAGAGUAAAGAUUUUUCUGGACUGUGUAGCAGUUUUAAUUUAAAGCUCAGUUCCUGUAUCAAACAGUACACUGCCUGUAUGAGGACUGAGUGUAUAUUGUUUUACAGUGACUCAGUUUGACGUGUUUUAUUCAGUGACUCGAAGGCCGUCUUCUCCUCUCCGUAUAUUGACAUGCUGACGCGGAGGUCGAAGGUUCAUCCGUUUACUGAGCGUCCGCUGGGGGACUCGUGGAGAGUUGAGGAGACUGAGCUCGACAGCAGAAUGUCCAACACAUCUGUCAACUGCUGCUUUACACAUCGUGGUUGUAAAAGCGUGCUGAAACUUGCUGAGGUCGGAGCACAUGCAAAAGAUUGCCCUUACAAACCACCGCUCAACUUAAACACAAAGGCAAGUAUUAAAUAUUUAUUAGAUUUAGAUUUAACCAGUACAAUACUGAUCAAAAGAUUUAGAACCCCCCGGUUAUUUUGUUGUUGUCCAGUAGCAGUGCUGCACAAUCCACACAAUGACUUUAUUACUGCACUUCACCUGUCAGACCUCAAAUUCUUCUUUUUAAUGCUGAAACUGAGGCUUUAGUCCAAUGUUAAGAUGAGCUUAGGCCAUUGCCAUGUGGGUCAGCCAGACUAUAUCAGUUUUCUCUUUUGAAGGUGUAGGAAACAGAACUCAUCGCUCUCUGAAUUAAUCUGUUAUUUCUUUAAAGAAAUGACUUAUACUUUUAAUAGUUUCAGAAUUCUGUAUAUAAGUCUGUAUUUCUGUGUCUAUUUCUAAUAAUUAUGAUGAAAGUGUGAAUAUGCUGUGUGUUGUGUAAAUGCUGCAGUAGAGAAUCUGUAUCAGUCUGUACAAAAGCUUUGAAAAAGCUUUGCAUUCAUUUCCAAAGCUCAGUUUAUUUCUAUAAACUAAUAACCAAUUUGUUUCCUAAAAUAUCUCACCACCUCUUCUUUUCACAAUAUACUUCUUUUACAAUAUAAUUUUUUCUUAGUUUUUAGUUAAUUUCUUUCUUAAAAUCCUAACUGUUUUCUAACUUUUGUAUCAUUUAAGUAAAAAAAUGAACAGAAAAUAACUGGGGGU
Messenger RNA from Astyanax mexicanus (Mexican tetra), 1821 nucleotides. RefSeq lists its product as uncharacterized. Bases 1 to 666 code for a protein of 221 amino acids. Lineage: Eukaryota; Metazoa; Chordata; Actinopteri; Characiformes; Acestrorhamphidae. The record is from RefSeq and is a predicted model, not a curated record. The transcript is spliced from 5 exons.